Girardinichthys multiradiatus is the source of this 6898-nucleotide messenger RNA. It is a transcript of the gene map3k5, whose product is annotated as mitogen-activated protein kinase kinase kinase 5. Gene Ontology annotation, biological process: protein phosphorylation; MAPK cascade; cellular response to stress. The coding region runs from base 1748 to 5857 and encodes 1369 amino acids. The transcript is spliced from 30 exons. Gene Ontology annotation, molecular function: MAP kinase kinase kinase activity; ATP binding. Lineage: Eukaryota; Metazoa; Chordata; Actinopteri; Cyprinodontiformes; Goodeidae. The record is from RefSeq and is a predicted model, not a curated record.
UGGACUGAAAACUUAACUAAUUAUGUUUAAAUAGCACAGUCAAAGGCCACAACAAGUAAGUUUUUAAUCUAGAUUUAAAGCAACUUAGGAUUUCAGCGCUUUACAGUUUUCUGGGAGUUUAUUCCAGAUUAGUGGAGCAUAAGAAAUAAAGUUGCUAAAGACAAUUAAAUCAAUUUUAAUAUCAGACAAAAAUAACCUGAGUAAAUACAAAAAGCUGUUUUCAAAUUGGGAUUUCAUUUAUGAAGCGAAACAAGCUUUCCAAACCAAUCUGGUCCUAUGUUAAAAGUAACUGAUAAAUCAUGUAUCAACUGUGAUUCACCACAUUAUGGUUUGAAUUAAAAUCCAAAUAAAUCAAUCAAACUUUAUUUAAAUUGCACCUUUCAACAAAAGAAAGUCUCAAAGUGCUUUAAUCCAGCACCUUUUGUUUUGGGUUGUAGUGUUUCUCAGGAUCAAUUGUCCUGCAUGUUUUAAAUGUUUCUCUACUUCAACCCACGAUUCAACAACUCAUCAAGUUCUGCUACCUGUUAAUGAUCUGCAAGUUUAAAUCAACUGCAGUGAAACUGGGAGACAUCCAAAACAUGCAGAACAUGUUUCAAGCGAGAAUUAUUUCCAAGCCUCUCCCCAAGCCUCAAAACGAACAAGAAACCAACAUUAGGAAAUGAUCUUGCAUCUUGUAGGAGAGUGCUGCUGCAAAGAAAAUAGUUUGUUUGGGUGGUAAAAAUGUUAAGGUACAAUCAUAAAGAUCCUGGCAUUAUUCAUAUGGAAAUUGACAGUUAAAAUCUAGAAAUUUUUAAACCAGUUAUUUUAACGUGCUGUAAUAUUAACUUUUCACCACCAGAUGUCGAUAUAACACAGGAAAAAGCUUCGCUACGUGGCUUUCAGAUAAAGCAGUCUAAGUUUGAAUUGAUUACAUCAUUCCUAAGCAAAUGAGGUCUAACAUUUAUUUAGCUGAAUUUAUAACUCUAUUGGUACACAGGUUGAAUAUGGGCUUAACCUAUUUCCUAAUACGUUUUAUUUCCAUUGUUUUAACUGAUCCUUUCGGCGUUACAUUCACUUUUUCUGAUAAAGAGUAGAAACUUAAAAUGUUCUCUUAUUAAUCAUGCUUAGGAAUAGUGGGAUCACUGUGUGUCGACUUUACUCUGCUGCUCCUGUCCUGAAGUACACAAUGUUUUGUCUCCACCCCACUACUCCCAACUCCCCCAGUUGUAUCGUAACCCAGUCAGUGCGGCUGUACUGGGAGAUAAGAGUUCAGGGUGUGCCCGCCUGCACAUGAAGUCCGCCUCUGCUCGGUGCACUUUAUUUUAUGAAAAACGACGAGCUGCCGCGCAGAAGCGAAGCCGUGCAGCAUUUAACUGACUGUGUGAUCUUUGUUAUUCUUGAGGGCGUUGCUGUUGCUGCACUGGCACCGGGCAUUGUUGCUCAACUUUGAGAAGUACAGUGGGUGGAUUUUUCUCGAGCUGAGACGGAAUGUGCGGAUUCCGUGUGGCUGCUCCUCUCUUGUUUUCUUGUCGUGACUCCGGUCAGUCUACAGCGACUAUCAGCGUCAUCAACGACAAGCAUGCAGCAUGACGUGAAGUUGCACUUGUGCCUCUAACAGGCUGUUUACCUGCGUGGAAACGGGGCAAGGUUGCAUGUCGUGUCCGUGCAGGAGCUUCAUGAGCAGCGGCCGUGCGUAACGCUGGCUCUUCAUGGAGGACCGCUGGAUCAGCCGCUCUUUGCAAUCAACACUUUAAGUGACACUUGAAACAUGAUGAAUCAAGACCAAGAAGGGAUUUCCUUCCCGGUACCUUCCUUCUGUACUGGUCCCGACAGAGAGGCUGUCAGUGGGGAACAUUCCAGUAGCAAUAGCGGUGGAGGUGGUGGUGGAAUUCCAGCAGCUGGGACUUUCUGGCAGGAUCCGCUGGUUGGAGGCAGCGAACUCAGCCCGACCCCCGGAGACAGUCCGGUGGAAGCCGGAGGCUUGCUGUCAGCCGGCAAGUCUAGUAAAAGCAGGCCGGUGACGGUGGCUUAUGUGGUGAACGGUGAGGCGAGCCAGCAGAAUAACGCGGAAAGCAUGGCCCUACAGUGCCUGAAGCAUGCCUGCGACAGAGUGGGCAGCAAGCUGGACACGGUGAACUUUAGUAAACUGGACUUUGGGGAGACCACAGUCCUGGACCGGUUUUACAAUGCAGACAUAGCUGUUGUGGAGAUGACAGAUGCUUUCCGCCAGCCCUCACUCUUCUACCAUCUGGGAGUCAGAGAGAGCUUCAGCAUGGCCAACAACAUCAUCCUGUACUGCGACACUAACUCGGAGUCUCUCCAGUCUCUGCAGGAGAUAAUUUGCCAGAAGAACACUACAUGCUCAGCCAACUACACCUUCAUCCCGUACAUGGUAACUCCUCACAACAAGGUGUACUGCUGCGAGAGCAGCCUCAUGAAGGGUCUGACUGAGCUGAUGCAGCCAAGCUUCGAGAUGUUGCUGGGACCCAUCUGCAUGCCCCUGUUGGACCGCUUCAUUCAGCUGCUCAAAGUGUCACAGGCCCACUCUCAUCAGUACUUCAGAGAGACGAUUCUGAAUGAGAUCCGGAAAGCUCGGGAACUUUACACCGGCAUGGAGCUGUCCGCCGAACUGAGCCGAAUUCAGCAGAGGCUUGACAACGUGGAGUGUCUUUCAGUCGAUGUGGUCAUCAACCUGCUGCUGACAUACAGGGACAUCCAGGAUUAUGAGUCCAUUGUGAAGCUGGUUGAAACCCUCGAGAAGCUGCCAACCUUUGACCCCAUGGCCCACCCACACGUGAAGUUCCACUAUGCUUUUGCAUUGAACCGGAGGAACCUGCCUGGUGACAGACAGAAAGCUCUGGACAUCAUGCUGCCUUUGGUGGAAGGGGAGGAGCAGGUAGCGUCAGACAUCUACUGCAUGGUGGGACGGAUAUAUAAGGACAUGUUCCUGGAGUCUCACUUCAUGGACACACAGAGCAGAGACAGAGGCAUCCUCUGGUUUAAAAAGGGGUUUGAGUCUGAGCCAACACUACACUCUGGCAUCAACUAUGCUGUUCUACUCCUGGCUGCUGAACACCAGUUUGACACAUCAUUCGAGCUCCGCAAAGUUGGAGUUAAACUGAGCAGCCUGCUGGGCAAAAAGGGCAGCCUGGACAAGCUGCAGAGUUACUGGGAUGUAGGCUUCUUCUUGGGCGCCAGCAUACUGGCCUGUGACAACACCAGGGUCAUCCAGGCCUCAGAGAAACUCUUCAAGCUCAAAGCUCCCAUCUGGUAUCUGCGCUCUCUGGUAGAGACCAUCUUGAUUUACCAGCACUUUAAAAAGCCCGGCAGUGAGCCGCCGGCACCCAGGCAGGAGCUGGUAGACUUUUGGAUGGACUUCUUAGUGGAGUCAACUAAAAAAGAUGUCUCCUCUGUUCGAUUUCCUGUGUUAAUAUUGGAGCCUACAAAAGUAUACCAGCCUUCAUAUUUGUCCAUCAACAAAGACGUUGAAGACAACAUCGUGUCCAUCUGGCACGUUGCUCCAGAUGACAAGAACAAAGGGAUACAUGAGUGGAACUUUGUUGCGACAUCUGUUCGAGGUGUCAGCAUCUCCAAGUUUGAUGAACGCAGUGCCUUUCUCUACGUCCUGCACAAUGCGGAGGACUUCCAGAUCUAUUUCUGCACAGAGAUGCACUGCAAAAGGUUCUGUGAUCUGGUCAACAGUAUAACAGAGGAAGCCUGGAAGUGUCCUGAAGAAGGAGAUUGUGACACUGAUAUCUUAGAGUAUGACUAUGAGUACGACGAACACGGAGAGAGGGUGAUCCUGGGUAAGGGCACGUUUGGAAUUGUCUAUGCGGGCCGAGACCUCAGCAACCAGGUCCGAAUAGCCAUCAAGGAAAUACCAGAGAGAGACAGCAGGUACUCUCAGCCACUCCACGAGGAAAUCGCCCUCCACAAGCACUUGAAGCACAAGAACAUCGUCCAGUACCUGGGCUCCAUCAGCGAGAACAGCUUUAUUAAGAUCUUCAUGGAGCAGGUGCCUGGAGGGAGCCUGUCGGCACUGCUCAGGUCCAAAUGGGGCCCUCUGAAAAACAACGAGCCCACCAUCGGCUUCUACACGCGGCAGAUCCUGGAGGGGCUCAAAUACCUGCACGACAACCAGAUAGCUCACAGAGACAUUAAGGGAGAUAAUGUCCUCAUUAACACCUACAGUGGCGUACUGAAGAUAUCAGAUUUUGGCACAUCCAAAAGAUUGGCUGGAAUCAAUCCCUGCACUGAAACCUUUACAGGUACAUUGCAAUACAUGGCCCCUGAAAUUAUAGACAAAGGUCCCAGAGGAUACGGCAAACCAGCAGACAUCUGGUCCUUGGGCUGCACCAUCAUAGAGAUGGCAACUGGUAAACCACCAUUCUAUGAACUUGGAGAACCACAAGCUGCCAUGUUCAAGGUUGGUAUGUUUAAGAUUCAUCCAGAAAUCCCGGACACAAUGUCACCAGAGGCCAAAGCUUUCAUCUUGCGCUGUUUUGAGCCCGACCCGGAUCGGCGCUCCACCGCUGUUGACCUGCUCACCGACGAGUUCCUCACUGUCACCAGCCGCAAGAAGAAGAGCAGGACUGGCCUUGCAGCUCCUUCUUCAGGAUCAGAGUACCUACGCAGCAUUUCCCUGCCGGUGCCGGUGGUGGUGGAGGACACCAGCAGUAGCAGUGAGUACGGAUCCGUCUCACCCGACAACGACCUCAAUACGAACCCUUUCAGCUUCAAGCCCAGCAUCAAGUGCUACAGCGAGAGAGACAUCAAGGGGCAAAGGCCGCUUUUCCUCAGCAUUCCAGUGGAAAACUUCGAGGACCACAGCGCACCUCCAUCUCCUGAUGAGAAGGACACCGGCUUCUUUAUGCUUCGGAAGGACAGCGAGAGGCGAGACACCCUGAACCGCAUCCUGACAGAGGACCAGGACAAGGUUGUAGGCAACCUAAUGGAGGCUCUCACGCAGGGCGCUGAGGAAAGGAAGCUGAAACCUCAGCACAUCUCCACCCUUGUUGUGAGCUUGGCCGACUUUGUCCGCGUGGCAGACAGGAAAAUCAUCGGCAACACCUUGUCACAGCUCAAACUGGAGCUGGACUUUGACAGCACUGCCAUCAGUCAGCUGCAGGUUGUGCUCUUCAGCUUCCAGGAUGCUGUGAAUAAAGUCCUGCGAAACCACAACAUCAAGCCUCACUGGAUGUUUGCUCUGGACAACAUCAUCCGGAAAGCCGUUCAGACCGCCAUCACCAUCCUGGUGCCAGAACUGAGGCCUCACUUCAGCCUGACCUCAGUAAGCGACCCGGCUGAUCAGGACGACUUAGACGACGACGCGGAGCCCGGCAGAAACUCCACCCACCAGAGCCGCACACCAGCCGUCGCCGCUCACGACGACACGGUGGCCACGUCGGGAGUCAGCACCCUCAGCUCCACCGUCUCCCACGAGUCCCACAAUGCACAGCGCUCCGUGAGCAUGGAGCUGAGCAGGAUGAAGCUGGAGACCAACAGGUUGCUAGAAGAGCUACUGCAGAAGGAGAAACAGUAUCAGGCCAUCCUGCAACAAGUGCUGGAGGAAAGAGAACAGGAGAUCAGACUGCUGAGGAUGCGAUCUGAGCCUGCAGAACCCGCCACAGCUUCAGAGGGCCUUCAGGGGCAGAGAAGUGAAGCUGCAGAGAGACAUGAAGACCCCGAGCUGAGCAGAUGGCUGAGGCUUUCUGGUGCUGACCAAGACGCUAUAGACAGGAUACUGAACGAGGACUAUACUUUAAAUGACAUCCUUCAUUAUGUGACAAGAGACGACCUGAAGAGUUUAAGACUGAGAGGUGGAGUUUUGUGUAAACUGUGGAAGGCCAUCACAGACUUCAGGCAGAAGCCAGCCUGACGCCAACAACUCAACAUCCUCCAUCUUUUACCUCAGUAUUUAUAGGAACAACCAGACCUUCAGGAAGAAGAAAAACCUGCCUUCACUGGGAGUGCAGGACAACUUUCCAACCACACAAGAAUCUUCUGGAGAGUUUUUCUAAUUUUAAAACAAAGAUUCUGAACUUUUGGAGAUUUUUAAAACCAUAAAAAAAAAAUGCUAUUUGGUUUGAUAAGACUGUUGGAUAAAGGAUGCUGUUUUUGUUACCGGUCUGCAAUGACAAAAGAAAACUAUUACUAAGAGGUUAAGCUUGUUUGAAACAAAGCAUUUUCUCUAGUUCUUUAUGUUACGUUUACAGAAAUGGAGACUGACCGUUUUUUAAAAGCCUGAGAUACAAAAUACUACAUCCAACAUCAUCUGUACUAAUUUUUUUAAUCACAAAAUCUGAUCACUACUUUAUUUAAACAGAUUAUAUUUAAUUGUACUGCGAAACAUGUUGGCUUAUUCUCCUUGUUUUGUUUUUGUUUUUUUGUUAUUUAAAUGUUUUCUUUUACAUUUCCUUUUAAGGUGCAAAUCUUCAGUUUUAUUGCUAAAGAUAUUUUUCAUGUAAAUAAUGUGUUAUACAUCAAGUGUGAAUGACUUUUAUGUACUUCAUAGAAGAUAUUGGUAAGUAUAGCCAAACUGCCAUGUCAAUUGGACCAAGUCUAUAAAAUGAAGACACAGGAAAGAUGAAUUGUGUAUUAUUGUAUUUUCUAGUCUGAGCUGUCAUAGGAAGUAGCAUUCAAUUGGUAAUUAAUUAAUAUAACAUGAUCUGAUCAUUGGCUUUUGUUGUUGUAAACUGGCACAGUUGUGUUUAUAUCUGGUUUGUAAUCCUUGAGUCAGAUGUAGCUUGUGGUGAAGAUUCUGAAAUGCAAACAAAUUUAUUGGUCUUUUUUUAACUAGUUUAUCUGAAAUGGGGGAAAGAAUCAUGAACAGUUUGUCAGUUUCAUUUUAUAUUCAAGAUGAUUCAAGAUUUUUGUGCCAUUGGUAAAAUAAAAAUGUUCAUGUUGAAGCUGUGAAAAA